AUCUUCACUCAGUUGUGGACCGUGAGGCGGUCGGGAAACAUUGUUUUGUAGUGGGUGGUUGUUUGUUUUUUUAAUAAGUUUUUCAUUUUUUAAAUUUACUUCAGCUGCCCUUCCUAAUUACUAAUGACUUCGAGAAGGGCUAAAAAUUGAAUUUUUUUCUCUUUUAAAUAAUUUUUUUUUUUUUUAAUACCGUGUUGACAAUGACUGCACUUGAACUUGUUUUGGCCCUGGUGACACUUUUGGCCCGAGAGUCACAUUGUUUCAAUUUUGAGACGAGGCUGCCUGUAAUUAAAGAAGGCAGGGCCGGCAGCUACUUCGGCUUCUCGGUCGCCCUACACGAAAUAUCCGACAGACUACCGCAAAGUCAGCAGUUAAGUAACAGUCGAUUGUUGGUUGGGGCCCCUUUGGACAAAAAUCUUCAACCUCAGACGAACAGGUCUGGUGCCUUGUGGCAAUGUCCAUUGACAAACAAACAAAAUGACUGCUCUCAAGUCUAUACAGAUGGAAUUAUUGAGGAAGGCGAAAGUUUUGACUAUGAUGUUGACGAUCUUCAUCCAGUUCCUCCCAGUGAGUUUGAAAUUAAAGAAGGCCAGUGGCUUGGUGUUACAGUUCGAAGUUUAGGAAAAGGGAAAAAAGUCAUGGUAUGUGCCCAUCGUUAUAUAACGAAGUAUGAUGGUCUAAGACAUGGAAAAGGACACUGUUAUACCCUCUAUUCAGACUUGACAAUUGAAGUAUUAGUAAAUCCUUGUAAGGGACGACCAACUGAAAGGGAACAUGAACAGUAUGCGUAUUGCCAAGUUGGAACAAGUUUGAUGUUAAUUAAUGACACGGCUAUUUUUGGAUCUCCAGGACCUUAUACUUGGCGAGGCACUGUGUUUGUUUCCAGUAUCGCUGAUAGUUUUUUGUAUAGAGACAAAACCAUCUAUUAUACCCCUCACUUUGAAGAUAAUUCACCAGUUGAUAAAUACAGUUAUUUAGGCAUGGCAGUUACUGCUGGCGAUUACUUUGGAGAAGGUAUUGCAUACGCUGCAGGAGCUCCUAGGUCAAAUGGAACAGGCCAAGUUGUAAUUUUUUCAAGAAAAAAUGCUGUGAUCUCAAUGACAACUCGAAUGAUCCUGUCUGGUGAGAUUAUCACUUCCAAUUUUGGUUAUGAACUCUGUACUGCUGAUGUUAAUGGAGACAGGCUACCAGAUUUAAUUGUUGGUGCACCAAAUUAUUUUGAUAAACAUCAUGGAGGUGCGAUCUACAUUUACAUCAAUCACCAGAAUGACUGCAGUUUACAGUGUGAAGAACCGAUAAAAAUAACAGGACAGCAUGAAUCAAGGUUUGGAAUAUCUAUUACAAAUCUAGGUGAUAUUAAUAAAGAUGGCUGUGAUGACAUCGCUGUCGGUGCACCUUAUGAAAACGAUGGUGUUGUUUAUAUAUUCUUGGGAUCACCGAAUGGGACGCUUCCGGAACCGUCACAGGUAAUUUCUGGGUCAGAUUACAAAUCCAAAUCUUUUGGGUACAGCCUGAACGGUGGGGUUGAUGUCGAUCAUAAUGACUAUCCCGAUUUAUUAAUUGGUGCUUUUGAAUCAAGUCAAGUCAUACUACUUCGAACAAGGCCGAUUAUUGAAAUAACAACAAUGCUUAAAUCUGAAUCGGCAAUCAGAAAUAUUGAUCCAACAAGUAAAUAUUGUGCUGAUUAUCCAGAUAUAAAUUUGGCAUGUUUUAAGUUUCAUGCCUGUGUAUCUAUCCACGGUCUUGGAAAAGGUAAAAUAUCAUCUAUAGACUCUAAAUUAGAACUCAACUAUGUCUUACAAGGAGACGUGACAAACAGAUUUCCGAGAGUUUUCAUUGGUAAUGAUUUGAAAUCAAAGCCACAUAAAAAAAAUGAAAUAAUUGCACUUUCAAGACAUAAUUUGACGUAUUAUAGUACCUGCCAUGAAGACAUAGUAUUUCUGAAGGAAGAUACAAAAGAUAUUCAAAGCCCAAUCUCGUUAAGGCUCAGCUACAGCUUAAUACAAAAAGAACCACCGGUGUACAAUGAAGAUGCCAGUUUUCAGUCGAUGUCCAAUUACCCUAUCUUGAACAAGCAACAAUCAGAUAAAAUAUUUCAAGCAACUUUUCUCAAAGACUGUGGUGACAAUGACAUUUGUGAAAGCCAACUUCAAAUCGAUUCGGCAUUAUUACUUCCAAAAUCAAAAUUGGGAGGCACAUGGGAUUUGCCUUUGGGUGAGUAUAAAGAGGUUGUUGUCAAUACAACGGUUCAUAAUCUGAAGGAGAGCGCAUAUGAGGCGUUUUUGAUUGUUAAUCAUUCGCCAAGUCUCAGCUAUGUUGCACAACAGGGGGGCACAGCAUCUUGCACAAGAGUGAAUGAAACUGAGGUUGUAUGUGCUUUGGGAAACCCUUUAGAGAGUAAUGCGAUGGUGAACAUCAUUUUACGGUUUGAACCGUUGUCUAUAAUAGAUGAAAUGUCACAAGUGGAGUUCAAUCUAUAUGCAAACACAACGAGCAAAUUAGAAGACUCUCAAGGGACCGUCAAGUUGAUGGCUGUGAUUGUUCGUAAAGCGGAACUGACACUUAAAGGCUCGACCAGGCAGCAGGAGGUCCUCUAUCAUGGUACUGUUAGGGGCGAGUCUGAAAUGGAGUAUAAGGAUCAAACGGGAAUGAGGAUAAGGCACACUUAUGAAGUUGUUAAUAAUGGCCCCUCACACGUCAAUAAUGUUGAAAUUCAUGUUGAAUGGCCUUUCCAAGUUGCAAACAAUAAACCUAGAGGAAAAUGGCUUCUGUAUAUGGAUGAAGAACCAACAAUAGAAGCAGAAGAAGGGGGCGUGUGCUAUACAACUCCUGAACAAGUCAAUCCUCUUAAACUUAAAGAUAGAAAUACACUACAGACUCGACAGAGGCGGAAUCACACUGAGAAGUUCAGAUACAAGCGAGAUAUUGAAAUGGUUGUUAAAAAAGACCCUGACAAUGUUGUUAGAAUGAACUGCAGAAAUAAGACAGCUUUUUGCUACCGUUUUCACUGUAUCGUCUACAAAUUAUUGGCUAAACAGUCAGCAGUUGUAACUGUUAUGUCCAGACUUUGGAACAGUACACUUGUUGAAGAUUAUCCAAAUGUGAAAUCUGUAGAGAUCGCUUCAUUUGCAAAGCUUUACGUUAAGCAGCACGGGAUUACAAUAACAUCAAAAAGCACUGAUACUGAAGCACAGAUUGUAACUGUUGCAAUAGGACAUUCAUUGAAGCAGCAGGGGUCUGAUGUUAUCGAAUGGUGGAUGAUACUUGUAGGCGUUGUCACCGGAAUCUUGCUUCUACUUCUUUUUGUACUCUGCCUUUGUAAAUGUGGAUUUUUCAAAAGGAGCCGUCCUAAUAAUAAGAUCAGUGGUAAAGUUAUAGAGCAGAAAGAAAGGCUCACCUCUGACGAUAAUAUGGAUUAUUGAAGGUGAAUAAGUGUUUUUAUAUUGGAAAAAAAGGCACAUAUGUAUUUUAUUGUACUUAAAAUAUCAAAGUAUUUUUCAUAAUUUUGUAAAAAACUAGAUUGUGAUAGUUUUUCUGUUUUUCUAGCAGAUCAUGUGCCUUUUUUUUUUGAAAUUUUAAGUAUGAAAGUGUACUUAAAAAUCCUACCAUUAAGAAUCAGGCUUUAAAAUUUAAAUUUUUCAUAUAUAAGAUUAUUUAUUUAUAUUUUUAUUAAUACAUUUACCAAUCUUUUGACUUCCAAAGUAUGGCCUAAUUUUUUUUUUAUAUAUAUAACGAGGAUUACACUUAUUUCACCUUCUUUUUUUUCAUGACAUUAACAAGGCAUUUUAUUAUGAGAGAUGCAACGUUGGUCUCAUGUUAAUGUUAUUUGCAGCCUCAUUGAGGCUUAGUUCCUGAUUAGUUUUCAAGAAUAUUAAGAUGUAGCUGCUCCAGGAAAUAGAGCAGUAAUGUUUAAUUAAACAACAUUUUAAUGUAUAUUGGCAAAAGAUUAUAAUCGUGGAUACCCUUUAAAUUUUUCAAAUUUGCAUAUAUUUUUACAAUCAGAACAGCAAUUUUAACUGAAAGUGAAAAUGUAGUCAUAAGCCAUAUAUUAUUAUCUACUUAAAUAUCAUUUAUUGAAUGUUUAUAAAAUCAUUUUGUUAAAUAGUUUGUGAAUUAUCAAGUUUAAUAUUUAACAAGCUUAUUGUGUUCCAUAUCAAGACUGAUUCGAAAUUGAAAUUGUUCAAUUUAUUGCCAUUUUAUUUUCUAAUUAUGGAUACACUGAUUUUAACCAAGAGGACUGGUUUAAUAUAUGAGUGAACAAAAUGUAAAUUUUAAGUAUUAUCAUGAAAUAAGUGAAAAUCUCAUCUGGUGAAAUGUGUGAACAAACAAAAUUGGCUUAAACAAUGAAAUGCAAAUUAAGUGCUUAAAACCACAACUUGAAUUUAUUAGUUUUAUCAUUUGUAUAAAAAAAAGCUUUAAUUCUACUAACGUGUAUUAAAAUAUUGUUUCUUUAAUGAAAAGAAGGUUGUGGUAGAAUAGAUUAUUUCUCUUCCAAUUCACCAGUUUAUUGUAAAUUAUAUUACUUAUUGUUAUUUUAUGGAUGAUGACAAUAGUGCCUUUGCUUAUUCCUGGUAUACGUUCAAGAGGCCUUGAAUUUUGUUAUAAUUAAUAAUAUUUACACUAAGUGUAAGUCGCAAGUCAAAUUAUGUAUAAAUUUAAGUUAUAGAA
This is a messenger RNA of Cimex lectularius (bed bug), 4668 nucleotides long. It is a transcript of the gene mew, whose product is annotated as integrin alpha-PS1. The record is from RefSeq and is a predicted model, not a curated record. Gene Ontology annotation, biological process: integrin-mediated signaling pathway; cell adhesion mediated by integrin; cell-matrix adhesion. Gene Ontology annotation, molecular function: integrin binding. The coding region runs from base 201 to 3422 and encodes 1073 amino acids. The transcript has 16 exons. Lineage: Eukaryota; Metazoa; Arthropoda; Insecta; Hemiptera; Cimicidae. Gene Ontology annotation, cellular component: integrin complex; external side of plasma membrane.